Messenger RNA from Stylonychia lemnae, 732 nucleotides. The record is from the annotation of a GenBank genome assembly. Lineage: Eukaryota; Ciliophora; Spirotrichea; Sporadotrichida; Oxytrichidae.
AUGCAAUUUGAAAGCUCACCCGUUGUAAGUUCUGUUCCGGUAGUUCAGGACUUCUUUGCCGAUGUACUCAAAAUCUUCUCAUCUAUUCCGAUUGAAUACUACAAAUACUCCUCAAUAAUCCUUGCAUGCUUAACAAUUUACGAAGGAAUCAUUCUUAAACUGAUCUAGAAUGCUUCCGCUCUUCGAUCAUCACAUAAUCCUACACUUGAGCAGAAUGCUGCGCGGAAAUUUUAGGAAAUAAAUACUAAAGAGUUCAUCAUGAAAGAGAUUAUCCCUAACAUAGGCAAAAUCCCAUUUAAAGACUUAUAGAAUAAACUAAGAAGUGAUAUUGAAAUGGAAGACAUAAUAUUUACCUUCUUUGUGUUCGCCUGUUAUUUAGCUGCAUCUGGGAUAAGCUAGGUACUAUCAUCAGCUGUCGCUCCAUUUGCCUUAUAUCUUCUCUUCUUAGAUAAAAAGACCCUAGCAAAAUCAUCUUACUAUUCUAAAUUCUUGACGUUUACAAACAUUGUUACCUACGCACUUAUUUUUCUUGUUGGCUCACAGGCAAUACUUUAUCCAUUGGCACUUUAGCUUUUUUCUUUUGGUGAUGUUGACAAUACGCUUGAUUUCUUCACACUUUUAUAAGAAGUAUUCUAGCCUAUUAUGAGUCAAGUAUUCUUAUCUCUAUUGCCUAUAACUGGAACCAGAGCCUACCUUAAAAUGGCUAAGACUACUAGUGGUAGUAUUUUCUGA